AGCUUUCAUUUUCUGUGAAGUCCACACCCCAAAAGUGAAUCAGCUCUUACGUCAGACGUCUCACUCUGCUCAACACAACAGUUGAAUCGACGGCAGUUUCCUGUAUUACAGACAUUAUCCUGCGAGAUAAAAGGGAACUUACUAAGCUGAGGACCUUUGGUCUGUAAGAGCAAAUCUGUCAAUGGCUUCAAAGACCAUAAACUUCAUCACUUGGAAUGUUAAUGGACUUAAAAGACAAAGAGAUCAGAAAUUUCAAGAACUACAAAAUGCUGACAUUGUUUUUUUACAAGAGACACACAUUGGAGUAGGAGAUAUUAUAGAACACUAUAAAGAUGAGUGGGAUAUUUUCUACACAAAGUACACCUCCUCCAGGAAGGGAACAGCCAUACUAGUGAGGAAAAGCCUAGAUUUUGAACACAUAAGCAAUGAAAAAGAUAACUGUGGAGCUUAUGUUGUAUUGAAAUGUAAACUGAAAGGUCAGCCAUACACUCUGGUUAGUGUUUACAACCAUCACACAGACACAAAAACCCUUGAUAAACUUUCAAGGUACCUGCAGGCAAUGACCACAGGACUGCUGGUGAUCGGUGGAGAUUUCAACACAGUUCUGAAUAGAUUUAUUGACAAAAAAUGGAACAAGAUUACAAACAGCACUCAUAGUAAAUUGCUUUCAUUUGUAGAGAACUUCAUGAAAUCUCUACAGCUGGUUGAUAUCUGGAGAAGAAAGAACCCCAUAAAGCAGGAUUAUACGUACUACAUAAAGGACUCUCCUGUGUCCAGACUGGAUUACUUCUUCAUUCCAGAAGAAUGUAUGUGGCGUGUCAGAAGUUGUGACAUAAGAGAUUUAGAAAUGAAUGAAAACAAAGACCAUCAGCCUGUGUUUCUAGAGGCAAACAUUUCUGCAAUAACUUUUCAUAAAGUUUGCCCGAUACAAUCAGUCAUCCAAAGGAUGAAUUUAAAAAAGGAUCGUCUGACACAUGAGACAAGUUCAUUACUGGGUGAAGAAAGCCCACAUGCAGUCAGUGAGGUUGACAUUGUGUCAGCUGUUAAUUCUCUUCAAGUGUCAGACACACCGAGACCAGACGGCAUCCCAGUUUCCUUCUACAAAGACAACAUUCAGGAUCUAAUUCCAUACAUAAAGAUGCUCUAUGACAGAAUCCACAGCGGUGCAUUUAACUGCUCUGAGAAACGCUUUAAUGAAACUGUGAAAAGUCAACAUGAUGAUAAUCAACACUUCUUUAAUGUGGACUUCCUCAUCAUUGCAACUAUUCUGGCAAAACGUCUUGAAGACGUCUUGGAGUCUCUUCCAAAAGGGCAAAUACCAAAAGAUUCAGCUACUCUCAUGAUCACUCCCAAAACACAUUAUGCUUUAAUAAGUUUAAGUCAUAUUAAGGAUGAGCUGGAACAGCAAAAAAAUUCAAACCCGACUCUGAGCCAGGAUCUUCUCAUAAUAGAAAACCUCCUCAAUGAUGCAGAAGAAGAUUUUUCAGUGGAGAAAUACAAAGUGCUGCAUCAGUGUUGCCCUUUGACCCCAGGACUCAUUACACUUGCUCUGAAAAGCUACGCCUCACAGUUAUUUGACCAUUUAGAAAACUUUGGGAUUUUUACUUUCAAACAAAGUGUGAUAGUUUGCUUUCAACCUGAGGACCUAGAUAACGUCAAAGCUACUGUGAAGAACAGUGUUAGUGAUGUAUACGAAAUGGAGAUAUUAUCCAGAGGAAAUGGUGAACUGCUUCGAUUAAACUGCUCAGGAAAUGAUUGUAAGGAUGAGGACUGUGAUGACUGGUACAUGGAGACAUUUCUGAAUAACGAAGAAAAAUCAGCAGAAAUUUGCACUCAAGUAGAUGAAAGGGAUGCUGGGACUGAAUAUGAUCAAAAUGAAUCAAUGGAUGUUGAUGUAAGAUCAGCCAUUUGUGGAGCCCCAAAAGAAGAGAUGGAAGCAUAUCAUGGGAUGAGGAAGAAUACACCUCCACUGCUUCCUGUCCCAUCACAAUCUAGAACAAGUACUAAAAGAAAACGAGAUCAUGAAUCAUCUGACUUGAAUAUAGAGCCACCACUGACAACAGAUAUGAUCAUGGAGAAUGCUAGACAAAUUCUGAAAAGAGUCACUAAAAACACCAAUCAAAUCAAUAUAGGCAGCAGGAAGAAGGCAACCAUAGGGAUUUUUGGAAAAUCAGGAGAAGGAAAGAGUUCCCUUUUAAGUGCAAUCUUGGGGAAAAAGGAUCUCUUACCGUCUGGUUGUUUUGGUGCCUGUACAGCUGUUGUUACUCAGGUGGAAGCCAAUCUGAAUGACUCCAACUACAAAGCAGAGAUCGAACUCUUUUCUCAAGAGGAAUGGAAGAAUGAGCUCAAAGAUCUUUUCAGAAAUCUAAAAGAUGACAGUGAGGACAGGAAUGAGGACUUGUUUGAAAUUGCUAAAGAAAAGAUCACUGCGUUGUAUGGCGUUGAUACAGACCAGAAAACAUUAGAAGAGCUCAAGAAUGAUAUAAAAUUUGCUGAGAUUAAAACUUUUUUGUCUAUCAGUAAGAAAAUAAUCUCAAACAGUAAUCUUUCUGAAUUUACCAACGAUGUUGCCAGUUACAUACAACACAGUGAGGCAAAUCCUGGUGACUGGUACUGGCCGCUUGUGAAAAGUGUGACGAUCAUGAUACCAGACUGUUGUGAACUCCUGGAACACAUUGUGCUUCUUGAUCUUCCUGGGACUGGAGACUGCAACAAGAUUAGAGAUGACCUGUGGAAAUCUAAACUGAGAGAGUGCUCUUCUGUGUGGAUUGUAAGUGCUAUCAAUCGAGCAAUCACUGACAGAGACCCCUGGGGGAUAUUAAAGCACUGCAUUGAAGAACUGGGACCAGGAGGAAAAUGCAAAAAGAUCAACUUCAUCUGUACGAAGACUGAUGAUAUCAAUGAAGGAGCCUAUUUUAGAGCUGCGCGACUUCUAGAGGACCAAAUCUCAGAAGACAAGGUUUGGAAUGUAUAAGGACAAUACUAUCAGUGUUUCUGUAGUAUGGCCCCUUUGUUUUCAUAGACCAGUAUCUAAUUUAGCUGUCAGUUUCCCCUGUAAAUGUACUGUUGGUUUUACUUAUGUCAGUGAGAGCUCAUAUCAUUGUAACUGCAAUUUAAAGAAUAUAAUAAUUUACUAAGGUGAAAAAGAGAACCUGUAUAGUACAUAAUCAACCCAUGAUUCUCAUUUUACAAUAGACCU
This is a messenger RNA of Carassius carassius (crucian carp), 3199 nucleotides long. RefSeq names its product nuclear GTPase SLIP-GC-like. NCBI's taxonomy places the organism in Eukaryota, Metazoa, Chordata, Actinopteri, Cypriniformes, Cyprinidae. Bases 182 to 2974 code for a protein of 930 amino acids. Gene Ontology annotation, molecular function: GTPase activity. The transcript has 9 exons. The record is from RefSeq and is a predicted model, not a curated record.